Molecule: messenger RNA, 664 nt
Organism: Mytilus californianus (California mussel)
Lineage: Eukaryota; Metazoa; Mollusca; Bivalvia; Mytilida; Mytilidae
Exons: 4
Coding region: 82-465 (127 amino acids)
Source: RefSeq, a predicted model, not a curated record
UUUAUCACAACGCCCACUUUCGUUAAGUAUAUUAUGAAAAAGUAGAAAGUCUUAUGAACUUAAGUUGAAAAUAAGGCUACAAUGAAGAUGCAGUAUUUCAUAAUACUGAUUGUAGUAGGAAUUGUGUGGUGUACCAAUUAUCAUUUAAGAAGAAAUAUCAAAUGUACCAAGUCAUAUGACUGUACUUCAACCGCACCUUGCUGUAGGGAUGCUCACAAUCGUACACUUACUAACCAGGACCACCUUGUCCCGCGUCUAGACCGUUCAAAUGGAACUUGUUCAAGUGUACUUGGAAAGAAGGAUGACUUUUGUGAUUCUUCUUGUGGAUGCAAAACAGGUUACAAAUGUUAUAGACCUAUGGCUGGAAUAGAACUUCCAACGAGAUGUUAUAAUGCCACGUGGGUAGAACAGCAACAACAUUACUGGGCUAAUUGUCACCCACCAACAUGUUAUUAUCCUCCAUAAGUCAUACCAUAAGAAAAUAAAGAUAGUGAACCACGUUUUUAUAGUAGACAAGAUUUACAACAGAAAACAACUGUAUUAAACUGUUUAAAGCAAUCGGUUAUGUUAUUAUAAAUAUUUCUCUUAGACUCUUCUGAGCAGAUUUAAACUUUUCCUGACCUGUCGAUUAUUUUUUGUUAUAUUAAACAUGUGGUUCGUUUGA